This is a messenger RNA of Suillus fuscotomentosus, 1317 nucleotides long. RefSeq lists its product as uncharacterized. The record is from RefSeq and is a predicted model, not a curated record. The coding region runs from base 1 to 1317 and encodes 438 amino acids. Lineage: Eukaryota; Fungi; Basidiomycota; Agaricomycetes; Boletales; Suillaceae. The transcript is spliced from 2 exons.
AUGCCAGAUAUCGAGGACCUCAGCCUAGAGAAAAAGAAGUGUCUUAUCCGGACAUUCCUCACAAGACACUACAGGUUUUGCAGUCAAAAGCCAAAGGCUUCCGUUCCUUGGUCUGCAGUAAGGGAGGCUCAGGAUGAUUUUAUUGAGCCCAAGUUUUUACCUGCCGGUGUGAAGAUCAAGGACCCAUCAAAGCUUCAGUUGCAUGAAGCCGACAGGUUGUUAGAGUUCUGGCAUCAGAGACAAAAGGACGCGAUUCCAUCAACAUUUGAAUUCAAAAGCUGGCAAGACCACGACAAGGAGAUGAGAGAACCGGUGAAGAGGACCUCUGGGCAGGUGGAACAAGACUUGGGCACCGAGGAGGAAGAUCGUGAUGAAGGUGCUAUGGAUGGCAUGAGAUCCGGUCUACCAACUGCAAAGACCAAGGCUCCAGUUAAAAAGCCAGCCAGAAGGACAGAACACCGGUCACAACAGCCAACCGGACGGGUCGAGCAGGAGUCAAGUAGUGAGGGGGAGGAUGGUGACGAAGGUGCUGACUAUGACACGAGAUCGGGUCUGGCGACAGCAAAGACCAGGGUUCCAGUGAAAAACACAACCGGAAGGAAGGAACACCAGUCACGAAAACCAACCAGAAAGCCGACCGGACGGGUGGAGCAGGAGUCAGGUAGUGAGAGAGAGGAUGGCGACGAAGGUGCUGACUAUGGCACGAGAUCUGGUCUGGCGAAAGCAAAGACCAGGGCUCCAGUUCAAAACACAACCGGAAGGAAGGAACACCAGUCACACAAACCAACCGGCAAGCCGAACAGACAGGUGGAGCAGGAGUCAGGCAGUGAGGGGGAGGAUGGCGAGGAAGGUGCUGGUGAUGGCAAAAGACCCGGUCUAAUGACUGCCAAGACCACGGUUCCAGUUGACAAGCCGACCGGAAUGAUCGAGCCUGCCGUUCUGGCGACAGCAAAGGCCAGGGUUCCGGUAAAAAAACCAACCGGCAAGCCAACUGGGAAGUCAACUGGAAGGAUGGAACGCCAGUCAAGUGGCGAGGGCAAUGGAGGGAAUGAAGAUGUCCAUUUUCUGUUUUCAAAGUCCAAAUCAAUUGGAAGGCGAAAUCGAACCGACCAAUCUGAUUCAGAGCAGGAAGAUUCUGUCCAGGUGAGGAAGAUGCGUCGAAAGGAACCUACACCCAAAUCAAUGGCACCUUCGACGACACAAGCCACUCGUAAAACAAGGAAGACAAACGGAGCUCAAGUCGAUCACCCGGAGCCAAAGAGAUCAGCUAGAACCACAAAGGUGUCUUACAAAGUGAACUACAUGCAAAGGCAGUGA